AUGGACACGUUGGUAGGCCACAUGGCCGGCGUGUCCUGCCUGGCGUGGAGUCCGGACAGCGGUACCCUUGCGACGGGGAGUGACGACAAGGCAAUCAGGCUAUGGGAUCGAGUGACUGCCAACCCGGCGCAUGCGGUCGAGACCGGCGAUGCUGCGCGGGGCCGCGUGAGGAGAGACGGUGGCGCCACGGGACGGGGCGGAGGAGGGCGGCGUCCGCUGGUGGGUCACCACAACUACGUCUACUGCUUAGCUUUCUCCCCAAAAGGCAACAUACUGGCCAGUGGGAGCUACGACGAGGCCGUGUUCCUGUGGGAUGUGCGUGCGGGGCGCCUAAUGCGCAGCUUGCCCGCCCACAGUGACCCGGUCAGCGGUAUUGACUUCUGUCGGGACGGGACGCUGGUGGCGAGCUGCUCGACAGAUGGGUUGAUCCGCAUCUGGGACACCUCCACGGGCCAAUGCCUGCGCACCCUCGUGCACGAAGACAACCCGGCCGUGACUUCGGUCUGCUUCUCGCCCAACGGCCGCUUCGUGCUGGCCUUCUAUCUGGACUCGUGCAUCCGCAUGUGGGACUUUGUCAGCAUGCCCUCGACUGUCAAGAAGACGUACCAGGGCCACGCCAACGACGGCUUCAGCGUCGGCGGCGGGUUCGGGACCCUCGAGGACGACGAGUCCGGGCAGACGUCCUCGUUCAUCGCGUCCGCCAGCGAGGACGGCGCCGUGGUCCUGUGGGACGCCAAGACCAAGGAGGUCGUGCAGCGCAUCGACGGUGCACACGACGGGGUCUGCUUCUGGGUUGACGUCCAUGGCGACUCGAUGGUGAGCUGUGGGCAAGACGGGCGCAUAGUCGUGUAUAAACAUCAUGGGAGGAAAGGGGACCGGCCGGCGGUGAAUGGGCACAGUAAGGCUAACGGCGGUGCGUACCCUGCCAACGACCCGGACGAGGAGAAUGGGCAGGAAAACGGACUGCCGGAAGAGAUGGACAUCUCAACAGACAUCGAGUGA
Messenger RNA from Phaeoacremonium minimum UCRPA7, 1002 nucleotides. Its product is annotated as putative wd repeat containing protein 5 protein. Gene Ontology annotation, cellular component: Set1C/COMPASS complex. The record is from RefSeq and is a predicted model, not a curated record. Lineage: Eukaryota; Fungi; Ascomycota; Sordariomycetes; Togniniales; Togniniaceae. The transcript has 2 exons. The coding region runs from base 1 to 1002 and encodes 333 amino acids. Gene Ontology annotation, molecular function: histone binding.